Messenger RNA from Acromyrmex echinatior (Panamanian leafcutter ant), 570 nucleotides. RefSeq lists its product as uncharacterized. The record is from RefSeq and is a predicted model, not a curated record. NCBI's taxonomy places the organism in Eukaryota, Metazoa, Arthropoda, Insecta, Hymenoptera, Formicidae.
GCAUGAGGGAAAUAUUCAAGGAUCGUGUCUAAGGACUUGGAAUGCACUCGGCAUUGAAGACGCGAUGCAACCUCGCAUUUUGCGCUGCACACGUACUUACAUUUCCGUAAACAUCGCGUCUCAAUGUAUCAUUCCUCGAGGAUCUGCGGUACACUGCGCGUCGUCCUCUUUCGCGAAAGCGGCGAUAAGGAGCGCCGACAAAAUGGCGAGGCGACGACGAAGAUACGCGGGAAACUCGCUCGUGUGUGGUAUGACCCAUUGGCCCAGUUUGCACAGGCGGUAAUGCCCAUCUCGUCGCCGCGAAAGGCCGCGUUGCGUGGCGAGCUGCGCUACGCGAACUCGCGGUUGAGCGCGCAAAAGCGCAAUCCGCGCGGCGCUGCGCUAACUAUCGUACAUAAUACGCGACGUGUACGAUUUAAACGCGAUUACGUUACCUUCGCUCGAAAGUAACGAGUGUAAUGCGGCGAUAUCGAUGAAAGCAGCUGCAGUCGCGACGCUAAGCGUAUUCAAUCAUUCGAUUUAUCAGCGGUAUAUUUCAAAUAUUUUCUAUUGUAUUAUAUAAAAACUGUA